GAGCAGUUAAUCUGGUUUCAGGAGCUGGGACGGUUUCCUAACACAGCUUCAGUCGGACGCCGGUCUUAUCCGGAACAAGGAAGAACCAGAAUCGGUGGCCGGGCCAUCCGGGAGCCGGAAGGCGGGUAUAUUACACACCUUCAGCAAGGGCGUGUGUUUGUGUGUCUGUGUCUGUAUGUGUGUGGGUGUUUGUGUGUGCCUGUUUGGUGUGUGUUAACAUAUUUUGUUUCCAUGCGUACUCACAACAAGGUAUCUUAGCAGCCAGGGGCCUGUCUCUAUUGUCCUAAACGGCCCUUAACAAUGGAGGGGGAUGGGACUGCGGGCCAAUCAACUGUCUACCUCAGUGUUUGUUGUCAAACACAGGCCCCUCCUCAUUCAUCAGUUCAUCAGCACACAGUGAUUGGAUCUUAACGUGAUGGCGUCUUCAGAAUUAGCUUUGCAAAUGGAGGUCUCUUGAUUAUGCUAAUCUCUUCCUUAGUGUGAUCCAAGUCUCCAUAGAUCAUUGUUCCUCCCCCUGACUCAACUCCCCCUCCUUCACCCACUCCUCAGAGGACUCAUUGAGAGCACACAGGUGGUGUUUUUGUAAAAGCGGCUUCAGGCAAGCUACCGUGACAUCAUGAACACUGGACUCCUCCUCGCUCACCUGCCUCCCUCCCUCCCAGGUAUAAUUGACCUCUGUUUCCGUGGCAGUAUCUGCCUCGAUCCCGCCCUCUUCCAAAUCCUCACACCUUCCCAAGACAAACGUUGGAGCCCAGCACAAAGGAGUUGGUAGUUAGAGAGAAAGAGCGAAGGAGAGAGAGAGAGGAGAGAGCCACUCGACACUCACAGUUUGGGAUUUACAUUUGAUUUGGAACUUGAAGAAUCGCUGGACUUGCUGGGCUUCCUGAUCUGAUUCUGGUGCUGUUGUCCUCACCGAUAAUCCCAGCAUGUCUAUGGGUAUGGAGAUUGUGGGCAUCGCCCUGGGAGUGGUCGGCUUCAUCCUUUCCAUCGUGGUGUGCGCUCUGCCCAUGUGGAAGGUCACCGCCUUCAUCGGCGCCAACAUCAUCACGGCGCAGACCAUCUGGGAGGGCAUCUGGAUGACCUGCGUGGUGCAGAGCACGGGCCAGAUGCAGUGCAAGAUGUACGACUCCAUGCUGGCGCUCAGCUCCGACCUGCAGGCGGCGCGCGCCCUGACCAUCGUGGCCAUCCUGCUGGGCGUGCUGGCGGUGCUCGUCUCCAUCGUGGGAGCCAAGUGCACCAACUGCAUCGAGGACGAGGCGUCCAAGGCCAAGGUGAUGAUCAUCUCCGGCAUCUUCUUCCUGCUGGCGGGGUUGCUGCUCAUCAUCCCCGUCUCCUGGACUGCCAGCACCAUUAUCCAGAACUUCUACAACCCCCUGCUGACCGACGGCCAGCGGCGGGAGCUGGGAUCGGCGCUCUACAUCGGCUGGGGCGGGGCCGCCUUGCUGCUGAUCGGAGGAGCCAUGCUGUGCAGCUCCUGCCCGCCCAAGGAGCAGAGGUACAAGCCCCCGCGCAUGGCCUACUCUGCGCCGCGCAGCGCCAGCGCGGCCGCGGGCUACGACCGGAAGGACUAUGUGUGAGAGGGGUGGCGGCAGGCCAGAGGAAGAGGGGCCAGAGGACGGGGGCCUUCAGCGUGUGAAUGUGAAGCGCUGUGAGAAAGAAGCGCAGCUUGAAUCUCCCGAGUUGACUCCGACAUGAAGGCUUAUGGUGUGUGGUAUUGGUUUUGUUUGAAGUUUAGUAUGCGCAUUAUAUAAAUAUAUACUUAUAGCAAAACAUUUGUAUCCAAUAAAUAUAUAUACAUAUAUCUAUAUUUAUUGGUUACAAAUGUUUUGUCUCAUUCGAAUAUUUGUACAUACUUUUUUUGUAACAUAUAAUCUGUACCUCUCCACGUGUAAUUCAAAAUGUCUGUGUCACUGUGUGUGAGCGUGGAGGGAAGGCUAGGGCUAGGGUUAACCCAAACCCUACCCCUACCCCUAGCCCCAACCCCAACCCCCAAAGUCCCCUUCUGAGAGGGGUGUCGCGUUUCACUGAAACCAGUUUUUAGAAGAAUCACUUCCCUGCGUUUGCAGACAAUGACAGGGAAAAGCCUGUUGGUCUGUGAGCGUCUGUGUGUGGGGAGGGGGGGUUUUUGCAUGCGUUUGCUUACCUGAGUUUCUGUUGAGACUGAAACCUAAGCUCCAGGUGUCCGUGGAAGGCCCCGGUCACGGAUAUUCUUGGUUCUUGGCCAAUGUUACUCUUGAGGACAUGGGAGGAGUGGACGACAUUUCAGUUUAUUUAUUUUUAUCUUUGUGUAUGCGACUGUGUGUUUGUGUUUGUGGGGCGUCUGUUGAUUCCAUACAACCCGAUACACAACCAUUUUGUAUUUUACAGUCUUCGUUGCAAUAAUGAAGAGUAGUGUCUGUUAUUGUGAUCUGUGGUGUUCUGUGUACUGUAAGACACGAAGCAGAACGGGUAUCUGGGUUGUGGCCCAGCAGCCCUCUGUUUGACAAACAUCUAAAUAAAGAAAGGCAAUGUACAGCAGGGAAGAGCAGGGGACAUAAAGACAGAGAGGAGGAGGCGGUUUCUGAAAACCUUGUAUAUAUAUAAAUAUAUAUAUAUAUAUAUAUAUAUAUAUAUAUAUAUAUAUAUAUAUAUAUAUAUAUAUAAAUAUAUAUAUAUAUAUAUAUACGUGGAAAUUAUAUAUAUAUGCAUAUAUUUAAACAUAAAUAUAUAUAUAUAUAGAUGUAUAUAUAAACAUAUUUAUAUAUAAUUAUAUAUAUUUGUAUAUUUCAACUUAUAAUUUUCGUCCUGCAAAAAGAAUGACUCUUUAAGUCCAAUACUUUGAUGUUUAUGUUUUUUAAUGCAUUGCAUAUAUUCAUUCCACUUUGCAUCAUCACGGUUCUGGAUUCAAGGACGAUUCCAAUUUGCAGUCUGAGUGUAGAAGUUUUGUUAUGUUUAAUAAAAGUCAAGUGUUGUAAUCAUGGAG
Molecule: messenger RNA, 2962 nt
Organism: Gadus morhua (Atlantic cod)
Lineage: Eukaryota; Metazoa; Chordata; Actinopteri; Gadiformes; Gadidae
Product: claudin-3-like
Exons: 1
Coding region: 927-1577 (216 amino acids)
Cellular component (GO): membrane; bicellular tight junction
Molecular function (GO): structural molecule activity
Source: RefSeq, a predicted model, not a curated record